Messenger RNA from Paramecium tetraurelia, 1233 nucleotides. RefSeq lists its product as uncharacterized. Gene Ontology annotation, biological process: DNA replication, synthesis of primer. NCBI's taxonomy places the organism in Eukaryota, Ciliophora, Oligohymenophorea, Peniculida, Parameciidae. Gene Ontology annotation, cellular component: alpha DNA polymerase:primase complex. The transcript is spliced from 2 exons. The record is from RefSeq and is a predicted model, not a curated record.
AUGAAUGAUUAAGAUCAGAUGGACUUUUACAGAAAUUUGCACUUCUAUUAUAAGCAUCUCUUUCCAAUCCAAAUGAUUGUAGACUGGCUUUCAUAUGCCAAAGAUAAUUAACCUGAAUUGAGGUAUUUUAGUAGAAGAGAAUUUUCUUUUGAAAGGAGUAUCGAUGGAGAAACUUUUUACUAAAGAUAUUAGCAAUUUCAAAAUGCUUAUGGUCUUUAAAAAUUCCUUCUGGAUAAUAAAUAAAAUGAUUAAACAUCCACUCUUAUAAAAUAUGAUAUUGGAGCAGUUUUUGACAAAUUGCCUAAAAAGGGUGAAAAGCUUAAAGCAAUGGAAAAGGAAAUAGUUAUUGAUAUUGAUAUGGAUGCUUAUGAUGAAGUGCGUACUUGUUGUCAAGGAGCAAAAAUUUGUGAAAAAUGUUGGAAAUUUCUUUAAGUAGCUUGUGAUAUUUUGAGACCUGCUUUAUUCCAGGAUUUUGGGUUGGAACAUAUUCUAGCAGUUUAUUCAGGUAGAAGAGGAAUACAUUUGUGGGUUUGCGAUAGUCAUAUAAGAAAAUCUACAAAUGAAGUUAGAUCAGCUAUCAUAGGGUAUCUCAACAUAAAUACUGGUAAUGCAGAUGCUGAAGAAAUCAUAAGAGAAGUUAAAUAAGAGAAAGUUGAAAAAUUACACCCAUCUAUUUAAAGAGCAUAUUUUAUAGCGUAAUAAUUUUUUAAACAAAUUAUCUUAAUUGAUCAAAACAGUUUAAAAAUUGAGAAUGUAAAGAAAAAGAUUUUAACUAUUUUAAAAUAAACUAAAAUACUUAAUCCUAAAUUAGAGAAAUCCAUUCAGGAAAUUAAUGAUUCUAGUUAAAUUUGGGAUCUCAUUUGUUCUUAAGAUUCAGAAAGACUUGAAAUUGCUAAAUUAUAAAUAAUUUUAAUGUGCUUAUAUCCUCGUCUUGAUGCACAUGUCAGUACAACAAUUAAUCAUUUGUUAAAAGGACCUUUUAGUAUACAUCCAAAAACAUAACGUGUUUGCGUUCCAUUCAAUCUUAAAAAUAGUUCGCAAUUUAAUCCAUUAGAUACACCUACUUUACCUAGUAUUAUAAAACAAUUAGCUUAAUUGCCAGAUGAAUUAAAAUAAAGAGAAAAUGAGAAUAAGAUCUUUCCAUUUUUAGGAAAGGAAAUACCAAGUUUGUCACCUUAUAUUUAAUUAUUUGAAGAUUUUAUCUCUAAAUAUAAUAAGCCAAAAAUUAACUGA